CACCAAAGUCUGGCUAUCCCACCAUUCCCAAUCACAUUUCUUGCUUACAAGGCUCUCCGCGAAAUCCUCACGAAACCUCCCUAACCCAGUGAACUCUUUAUUUAUUUAUAUCAUUGAAAAAAAUAACCCCUUAUUAUAUUCUGUUUGGCCGUAUAAAUUAGCACCAAACGCCACCUCCACUCUUCAAAUUUCAAAGCCUUUCCUAUGCCUCUCCCUUCGCUUACUGUUGCACCUUCCUCCUAAAUGAUUACUCCCGCUCGGCGUGCAUCGCCGCCGAUUGAGCUCAACAACAACAACAAAAAACACCAUAAAACUCACCGUAGCGCACCACAGCCAAACGCGAUCUCAACGAUGACCAGCUUCUGAAAUUCCAACUUCGCCCUUCAUCUUCGUAUACUUUUUUAUUUCCGGUGAGGUGAGUUCCAUGCCUAGUCCCAAGAGCAGCCGCAGCGGCCAGAUCGAGAGUCACCGGAGGGGAAGGUCGUCGUCUUUCCACGGCCAGGGCGUCAUGUCCGUCUCUCAGCUCCGCCGUCCGAAGACCGUUUCCGACCUUCCGUCAAUCAGAAGCCUCGCCGGAACGGCGACGGCGACUUUGCCGGAGGGCUUGCCUAGACAUCCGUCGAAGAUGCUGCUGAAGGUGACGAUGCUGAGAAGCCUCGCGCCCGUGCAGAUGCUGAUGACGCCGGAAUCCACCGUCCGCGACCUCAUAGCGGCGGCGGUGCGGCAGUACGUGAAGGAAGGUCGCCGUCCUAUCUUGCCGGCCAUUGAAGCCUCCGAUUUCGACCUCCAUUAUUCACAAUUUAGCCUAGAAAGUUUGGAUAGGAAGGAGAAGCUGCUAGAGCUUGGAUCUAGGAACUUUUUUCUGUGUCCGAGAAAGGCUGCCACGACAGUGGAAGGUAGCGUAACGACGUCGUUUGCGUCUUGUGCGAAAGAGGCAAAGAAAGAGAGACAGGGAUGUGGUGGUGGUGGUGGUGGUUUUGCUUGGUUCAAACUAAUGCAAUUCAUGAUGUGAUUGGUUGGUUACUUGGUUAGUUAUUGUUUGUUUGUUUGUUUGUUUCAAUUGAAAUGUCUUUUUUAUUUGUCCAGAACCAGAAUGAAUGGCCGGUUACUUGUAAAAAAUGAUAGGUUGCCUGGCUUGGCAAGUAGGUACAGGGUUUGAGAUUUGUGUGCAAGCAAAGCAAAAUUGUAAAAUUGCAUGUAUGAUUUUUCAACACAUACAUUGUAAUGUUAAAAGCUUUACAUUGCAAAAUUGUAAAUAUUAUAUGUAUAAUCUUAUAUUGCUUUCCUGUGUCGCGAGAAACACGAUGGACGGCUUCGGUUUGUCUGUUCCAGUUUCUUAAUGUAAGAAAAUUAGUAUAUUUGAAUAAAUUGAAAAUUAUU
Molecule: messenger RNA, 1380 nt
Organism: Glycine soja
Lineage: Eukaryota; Viridiplantae; Streptophyta; Magnoliopsida; Fabales; Fabaceae
Exons: 2
Coding region: 425-1012 (195 amino acids)
Source: RefSeq, a predicted model, not a curated record